This is a messenger RNA of Peniophora sp. CBMAI 1063, 1068 nucleotides long. The record is from the annotation of a GenBank genome assembly. Lineage: Eukaryota; Fungi; Basidiomycota; Agaricomycetes; Russulales; Peniophoraceae.
AUGGGAGAGCCUGCCCCGCAAGCACCCAGUAUGGCUCAAGCACCUUUCUCAGACGUGGACGCCGACAUCGUCCUCCGCUCCAGCGAUAAUAUUGAUUUCCGCUUGCACAAGACUAUCCUCACCCGCGCUUUCCAUGGGUUCGACGACUUGCUCUCUGGGCUGGCAACAGCAGCCGCUUACCAAACUGGUACCUCAGACGCAAUGGACUCAUCCGACGAACAUGGACGACCUAUCCUGGUCCUGACCGAGCGCGCGGAUGUGCUCGACGCUCUAUUCCGGCUUUUCUACUACGUGGACAGCCCGACGUUGUCCGACUUCAAAGUACUUCGUGCUGUCUGUCUAUGUCUCGACAGAUACUGCGUCAAGACUGUUCCAUACAUCAUCCACGAGCUUCUCAUCAAAGCCCUAAACGUACCCGCGCAUCAACGAGGCACAACCCCCGGAACCGUCUACGCACUGGCGUGCAGGCUUCAAUUGGACGAUAUAGCUCUGCUUGCCGCGCGCGCAUCGCUCCCAAAUUCCGAAAUACUCCGAGAACUACAGAUAGACGACGUUCAGCUCAUAUCCUCUGCCCAAUAUCACGCCCUCAACGUGUAUUUCAACGAUUGCCGCGAAGCUGCCGCACGGGUAGUCGCCGAUCCGCUCGUUUUGAUCCCUGCAGUCGAACUUCCUUGCAGCUCAAGUCAUUCUACGGACAAACUGCUAGAAUAUCUACAAAAUCCCGGGGCCUUCGGCCAAUUCCACCCCAUACGCUCCGGAGAGUGCGAAUGUGGAAUGACCGAGACCCUGGCGGGUACCCGGAAAGACCUCGCAGGACAGCUCCCUGCCGAGCCUGUCGUCAUACCCGAGUGGCUAUGCGACUAUCUCGAGGCUUGCAAUGACGAAUUAUACCGGAAACCGGACGCCGAAAACGUGACGAGGCCAAAGUUCUACGUCAAGUACCUACGGGAGGCCAUGGCAUGUCCGUUUUGCGCACGCAGCAUCGACAGCUUCCUGUCGUUUCUUCCGCGGUUGAAAGAGAUCAUUGACGAAGAAGUAGGGAAGGUUCAACUGAUCGCUACCUCAUGA